Aspergillus nidulans FGSC A4 is the source of this 4980-nucleotide messenger RNA. RefSeq lists its product as uncharacterized. Lineage: Eukaryota; Fungi; Ascomycota; Eurotiomycetes; Eurotiales; Aspergillaceae. The coding region runs from base 1 to 4980 and encodes 1659 amino acids. The transcript has 6 exons. The record is from RefSeq and is a predicted model, not a curated record.
AUGGUCGCCGCCCAAGAUGAUGGUGCGCAGCGGAAGCUCGCCCAUACUCUGCUCUUGGAGCUGAUGUCAUACCAAUUUGCCUCCCCAGUCCGCUGGAUUGAAACUCAAGAUGUUGUGCUCGGCCAAUACCGCGCCGAACGCAUCAUCGAGAUUGGCCCUGCCGCAACACUUACCAACAUGAUCAAACAAACAGUCCAGUCGAAAUUCUUGCACAGCGACCGAGCCUCCCUGCUGCAACGUCAGCUUCUCGCCUCCGAGAAACAGGGGAAGGAUAUCUACUACGAGGACGAUGGCGUUGGUAUUGGCACUGGUGCGGAGGCGCCCGCUCCGAGUGCCAAGACCCAAGCCCAGGCUUCCGGCGGCGCCGGGACGAUCGCUGGCGCUGGCAGUAGCACUGCUCCUGUUACGGCCCCUCCCGCUCCCGCCGCCGCCAAAGCAGUACCGGCUGGUGGCAUGCAAGCCAUUGAAGACCGACAAGCGCAAGCUUUUGAGAUCGUUCGCACAUUGUUGUCGAGAAUCUUGAAGAUCGCCUUGACAGAUGUAGUCGGGACGCAAAGUAUUAAAUCCCUUUCCGGUGGUCGCUCAACUCUGGAGAACGAAAUCAUCGGCGAUCUUGCCAGCGAGUUCGGGUCUCUCCCUGACCGCGCCGAAGACCUCACAGUCAACGACCUCAGCGCUGCUCUGCAAAAGACCUUCACAGGCCAGAUGCGCAAGGUAAUACUGAAAAUGCUCCACGCGAUGUUCGCGUCAAAAAUGCCCGGCCAAUUCACCGUUGCAACGGCGCGCACAUACCUCCAUUCCCGCUGGGGCUUGGGCUCUGGGCGUCAAGAUUCUGUCCUGUUAUUGGCGAUUGCACAGCAGCCCGGGAGUAGACUUAAAGAGGAGGCGGAGGCGCGGUCGUUCUUUGAUGGGCUCGUACAAUUCUAUGCCGAUGAGCAUGGUUUGACGUUGGGCGCAAAUUCGGGCGCCGCGGAUGAGACAUCGGGUUUGGGGGGGGGUUUGGUGAUGGAUCAGAAAACGUUGGCAGCUCUGACAGGGGGGCAGCAGGAGCUGUCCAAGGCGCUGUUGAAGAUCUAUGCCAAACAUCUGGAUAUCGAUCUGGAUGGGGAUCGGCGUGCGCUGCAUGAUCUGCAGGCGACCGUGGAGAAGGAUCUGCGGCUGGCGCUGGACCAGAUUCAUCAGGAGCUUGGCGAGGAUUUUACCGAUGGCGUGCAGCCGGUGUUUAGUGCGAGGAAGGCAAGGAGGUUUGAUAGUGCUUGGAGCUGGGCGUUGCAGGAUCUGCUGCAAUUGUAUUAUGAGGUGUCGAGGACAGGUGGCGAGACAGAGGUGGAUCUGGCGGCGAAGCGAUGCAAGCAUAUUGAGGAUGCAGCAGACCCCAGGCUCUUGGAUGUGCUGCAGCGGAUUGUAGGCAGGUUCGAGCAGCAGCCCGUGCUGUCGUCCAUGUUUACGCAGCUUGCGCAGCGAUGUCGCGAUUCGUUGCUGCACGGACCGAGAUACCUAGCGCGGCCUGAUCAGCAGGGCCCGCGCACAACGAUCAGCGCAGAAGGCGAUAUCACCUACACCGAGCAGGAACGGGCUGAGCCAGUGCCGCUUGCGGAUCUGGUGUAUCUUCCAAAAAGCACGGAGGCGGCCCCGCUGGAGCCGUUUCUGCAUCUGAAGCAACGAACCGGUGGUUCUUCGGCCUGGACAUACAGCCACGACCUCACGGAGCAGUAUCGCGCCGUACUGGAGCAAGCCACAACCGUUGGAGAGUCCUUCGCUGGACGCUCAGUUCUCAUCACCGGCGCGGGAGUUGGGUCCAUUGGCGCCGAAGUCCUCAAAGGCCUACUAGCUGGCGGUGCUCGCGUAAUUGUGACUACUAGCCGUUUCUCAUCCAGCGUGGUCCGCAAGUACCAGGACUUGUAUACACAGGUUGGUUCUCGCGGGUCUGAGCUGGUCGUUGUGCCCUUCAACCAAGCCAGCGUGCAGGAUGUCACCGCGCUAGUCAACUACAUCUAUGACGCCCAGGGCGGCCUGCAUUGGGAUCUCGAUCAUAUCCUGCCUUUCGCGGCUAUGCCGGAAAAUGGCCGAACAAUUGAAAAGAUCGACCCACAUUCCGAAUUGGCCCAUCGAACCAUGAUGGUCAACACGCUGCGCCUGCUCGGUGCUGUCAAGGCUCGUAAAGAAGCCCAGGGCUCGCGCACGCGACCAACCCAGGUCAUCCUGCCUCUCUCCCCCAACCACGGAGUUUUCGGUGGAGACGGUCUGUAUAGUGAGUCCAAACUGGGUCUGGAGGCACUCUUCAACCGUUGGCACUCGGAAGACUGGUCCGACUACCUUUCCGUCUGUGGUGCCGUGAUCGGCUGGACCAGGGGAACAGGUCUCAUGAGCGGGAAUAACCUUGUAGCGGAAGGCAUCGAGGAGCUAGGAUGUCGAACCUUCUCCCAGCAGGAGAUGGCGCAGUGCCUCCUCUGCCUUAUGUUCAACACAAUGUGCAGUCUUUGCGAGGAGGCGCCCCUCUAUGCCGACUUAUCUGGCCGCAUGGGCGCGGUGCAGAACCUCAGACAGAAGGUGCAGGAGCUGCGCACAGAGAUCAAUGAGACAGCGAACACGCGCAGAGCUCUCCUGGAGGAGCUGGCGAUGGAAGCCAGAUGCUCUGAGGGGCCAACGCCCACUAUUGACUCUGAACCCGCGAAAGCUACGGCCACCCCCACCCUUACAGCUCACGUUCGUCUGGACUUUCCCCCGACAGUCGACUACAAUCAGGAGAUUAAGCCCCUCACGGCCGACCUUCAGGGCAUGGUCGACCUCGACCGUGUUGUCGUAGUGACCGGGUUUGGGGAGAUCGGACCAUGGGGCAACGCACGCACGCGGUGGGAGAUGGAAGCCUACGGAGAGUUCUCACUUGAAGGCUGCGUUGAAAUGGCCUGGUUGAUGGGUCUAAUCCGGUAUGAGAACAGUUCAUCACCGGGCUGGGUGGACGCAAAGACAAACGAGCGCGUCCACGACCAUGAGGUCAAGCACAAAUAUGAAGAGCAUAUUCUGUCCCACACGGGUAUUCGUCUCAUUGAGCCUGACCGGUUCGGUGCGAACUACCACCCCGAGCACAAGCAGCUGCUGCACGAAGUGCUCAUCCAGGAGGACUUCCCCGAGUUGGAGGUGCCCGAAGCUACCGCGCAGCAAAUGAAACUGGAACACGGGAAUAAGGUGGACAUUAUCCCCGACCCAGAAGGGGGUGAUCAGUGCCGCGUGGUUCUGAAGAAAGGGGCAAAGUUGAUGGUCCCCAAGGCGCUGCGACUAGAUCGGAUGGUUAUCGGGCAGAUUCCCACGGGCUGGGAUGCGCGCAAAUACGGAAUCCCAGAGGAUGUGAUCUCGCAGGUGGACCCGGUUACCUUGUACAUGCUAGCCUGCUCGAUUGAAGCACUGCUCUCUUCGGGAAUCACUGACCCCUAUGAGAUUUACCGGUAUAUCCAUGUCUCUGAAGCUGGAAACUGCGUUGGCUCCUCCCUGGGUGGCUUCAACUCGCUCCAGCAGAUGUAUCGCGGCCGGUACAUGGAGAAGGAAGUCCAAAAGGAUAUCCUGCAAGAGACAUUCGUCAACACCAUCGGCGCCUGGAUGAACAUGCUUCUUAUGUCUUCUGCCGGCCCAAUUCGCACUCCCGUUGGCGCCUGCGCAACCGCAAUCGAGUCCGUCGAGCUAGGAUACGACACGCUGAUCAGUGGAAAGGCAAAAUUCUGCUUCGUUGGUGGCGGCGAUGAUUUCGGCGAGGAGGUCCUCUAUGAAUUCGCCAACAUGAAAGCAACCGCCAACACGGUCGAUGAGUUCGAGCAGGGCCGCGAGGCCUCCGAGAUGUCUCGCCCCGCUGCAAGCACGCGCAACGGCUUCAUGGAAUCCCACGGCUGCGGUGUUCAGAUCCUCACAACCGCAAGACUAGCCAUCGAGAUGGGCCUGCCUGUACGCGGCGUGAUCGCCUUUGUGGAGACAUCCAGCGACAAGGCGAGUCGGUCAGUCCCUGCGCCUGGAAGGGGGAUCCUUUCCAAGGCCCGUGAGGUGCGAUCCUCCUCGCCCUCCUCUUCGCUCAUUUCCUCGCCACUGCUCAAUAUUUCGAACCGGCGCAAGCGCCUGGACUUUCGCAAGAAGCAGAUCGAGUUCGCGCGAGAAACUGCCCUCGAGGAGCUACAGCUUGAAAUUGCCCACGUUGAGGAAUCCGAAGUCGAGGAUUAUAUCCGCGAGCGAACGGCACAGAUUAAUGCCGAAGCUCAAAAGGAUCUCAGAAACGCCCAGUACCACCUUGGCAAUGCCUUCUGGCAAAACGAUCCCAGCAUAGCACCCCUGCGUGGAGCAUUAGCCGUUUGGGGUCUUACUAUUGAUGACCUCGACGUGGCCUCCUUUCACGGGACAUCAACGAAGCUGAACGAGAAAAACGAGUGCAGUCUCAUCCAGGCACAACUCUCUCACCUCGGUCGCGCAAAAGGGAAUGUCAUCCUCGGCGUCUUCCAGAAAUAUUUAACUGGACACCCCAAAGGCGCAGCCGGAGCAUGGAUGCUCAACGGCGCUCUGCAAAUCCUGGACACAGGGAUCGUACCGGGGAACCGCAACCUCGACAACGUGGAGGCCGAAUUACAAAAGAACGAGCAAAUUGCCUUUUUAAAUCGGUCCUUGGACACAGGCCGUGGCAGCAUGCGCGCGGUCAGCGUCACUUCUUUCGGAUUCGGACAGAAAGGCGCACAGACUAUUGUCGUGCAUCCCAAGUAUUUAUUUGCGACGCUGGAGGAGCAGGAAUAUGAGGAGUACCUGGACAAGCGUGCGAAGAGGCAGAAGAAAGCCGAUUCGUUCUUCUAUCGGGGGUUGGCUUCCAACAGGCUUUUCGAGCUGAAGACUGCCCCGCCGUGGGCACCGCAGAAGGAGCUGGAGACGCUGCUAGAUCCCACGCCUCCACAAACCAAUGUUGAUGAUAGGGUGGCUCGAUCAAUAGUGCAACAAGAAUCUGCAGAACCGUAG